This is a messenger RNA of Lytechinus pictus (painted urchin), 3166 nucleotides long. RefSeq lists its product as uncharacterized. NCBI's taxonomy places the organism in Eukaryota, Metazoa, Echinodermata, Echinoidea, Temnopleuroida, Toxopneustidae. The transcript has a single exon. The coding region runs from base 465 to 1100 and encodes 211 amino acids. The record is from RefSeq and is a predicted model, not a curated record.
ACUUAUAAUUCGCUAUACUUGGUCGCAGUUUCAUCCACGUAUUAUUACAUUUAUUCAUAACUAUACAAUAAUAAUAAAGGUAGAAUCCAGUUAGCCGAGUAGUGGGUUUCUACAUGGGGAGCACAUUUGUAAUUUGUCUAAACAUGUAUGUAAGCAGAAGUAACACAAUAAUAAUAAAGAUAUAUCUAGCCGGCUAAUAACAAUGUAGACAAUUGGAUACUGCAUAGGGUGCAUAUUUGUAAUUACCCUUUGCGUGUGAACGGAUAUCCAAGUUCAUGAUGACAAUAAUGAGUAAUAAUUCAAUAUUCAUAUAGUGCCUUUCAAACUUUCUCAAAGCUCUUUACAUCAUACAUCCUAACCUACUUAUCAACUUAACUACAAUCAGUUGUCAAAGUACAAUAACAGAGAUAAUAGCCAAUCAGCUAUAAAUGUAAUAUGACAAGAAAGAUGUCAGUGCACUGGGCAUGUGUACAUGUGUAGAACAUGUUACUUCCGGGAACUCUCAUUUUUUUAUUGCAGAGGGGACUGGAAACUGGAUCUGGAUUGUAGGGGAUAGCCUGGUCAGAAGAGCAAAAGAACGAGCUUCACAACGCAACUAUCAGCCAUUUGGAGAGCGAGGUAUCGUGGUCUGCUGGCAUGGGCAAGGCGGCACCAUGCUCCAGGAUCUCCCCAGGAUGGUCUCUAACCGGCUGAGAUGCGGCACUCCUCCUGCAUUAGCUAUUGUCCACUUAGGAUCAAAUGACAUCGGACAGUAUGAUGUCUGCCGGUGCAGGAUGGCAAUUGACACAGCCAUCCAAGAUCUACGCACGAGAAUGCCGCACACCCAUAUCACCUGGUCUGGUAUUUUACCGCGGCUCUUCUACUAUGGUCGCAAGCAAGGCUCUAAUUCACAGGAGGCCUUGGAUGGAGUUCGUAAGUCUCUUAACAAAUACGCUAGGAGGAAACUAGCCAGGAUGUCGGAUACCACCAUCAUCAAACAUGAAUUUGACCCCACAAUCCACAGCCUCUUCAAUAGAGAUAGAGUGCACCUCUCUGAUUCGGGUUCAGACAUUCUCAUUGACAGUUUCAGAACUGCAGCAAGGGAAGCAGGAUUUGUUUAGAUAUGGAGAGGAGACGAGCUUGAGAAACAUUUUGAGAACUCGAGGCUUCUGGCAAGGUUUUUUUUUCUUUUGUAAUGUAUCUUAGUGUUAUUACGUUUAUUGUUUCUAGUCGUUUAUGUACAUACUUCAUUUUACGGGCUUUGUGAAGGGCACCGUCAACAGUACUACCUUGCUAUUAUCAAUAAUGAUAUGCACGUGUCUGGAUUGAGGAUAAUAACACUUGGAAGUAAAAAGAAAGAAAGAACAACUGAAUAGAAUGAAUAGAUAGACGAACAAUUCUUUUUUAUUCUUCAUAUUUUAGGGGUGAGAAGCAGGGACUGCACGGGAGAGUGUAUAGGUCAAUUAUGACAAACCAGUUCUUUCGAAUGAAUCAGCUUGGUAAAGCCUGUUUAUUGUAGUUGUACAAUACAUUAUUUACUCUUGGAAUUGCUUAGUUGAUCAGAAAUCGCAAGACGGGGCUGUCCCUGUGGUGACGUGCAUAAAUUUGAGAACCGAAAACGAACUGGGAAAGAAAGGACGAUAAUUAAGACAGGAGAGCAAAAUAUACUGUUUUGUUUAUACUCUUUGAAAGGAUACUGAUGGUCUUUGGAAGGUUUUGCUGUAAGGGCUACAUGAUAAUGUUUGUAAAUGGUGUGUAAUGCCCUAUCCAGGCCAUUGUGCUCAGUAUCCUCCAUCUUAUAUGCAUUUAGUCCUGAGAUGAUUAUAUCAACUAGAAGUUGCUUUAGUUUACCCUAGAAGGAACGUCCUUUUAUAGGCAUUUUGCAUCCAUUCAUGUGAGGUUAAGUGUUUAAUGCAGCUCCAUGCCAAUAUAUUAGGUAGCUUUAUUUGCAAGCAUGACAAGUUCAUGUAUGCUCCAGAAUCAUGCGACUUAUGACGGGGCAAAAAAAAAAAAAAAAAAAAAAAAAAAAAAAAAUUAUUAAUUGGGUGGAAGCUUUUUGUUCAGAAACAAUUUGUUUGAAACCUGACAGAUCACCAAUAUUGAUAUCAAAGUAUAUGCUCCAAAGAUGUUGUUUACCAAGAUUUAGGGAAACACCCGUGGGAACUACUAUCCUGCGGGUGGGUCACGUGAUCAACAGUCCCAGGGAGGAGUUACUACCCUUCCUGGCGAUCACGUGACCAUAUCUUUCAGUAAGAUUAAUAGGAUGCCACAGAUGUAGUUUUUCGUUAUGUCUUACGACAUUGUUCAGACUGUUUUGAGGUUUAUCACCUCUUAUGUUAUUUAGGCAUAUUGCCUCUGUGUUUUGAUGCCUCGUACGGAAUUAAACGGCGAGCAAUGGCAUAUCAUUUGUCCACGUGUUUUCUUCUCAAAAGGUAAUGAUCAUUUUCAGUGAUCAGUAAAUUUUUGAGAGAAACAAGUGUUAGGUUCAUAGAGGAAUAUAAUGUGUAAAAGUCCAAAUCGAUACAGAUUGUGCAUGUGAUCAAUAACCGGAUAACAUGUGAUCUAAUCACAGCGGGAAACAUGUGCGUUGUGGAAUAUACUAGUAACGUGUGCACGUAAUAAAGCCAUUGCAGUCUGAAAUUCCUUCGAGGCAACAAAUUUUUCCCCUCCACUCCCACCCAGGUACAUUGGUAAUAUAUUAUCGGGAUGGGAGGACCCGGCGUCAAUACAGAAUUUAGUCACGGGAUCGUUAAGGGGGUUGCAUAUUUCUGAGGCAAUGCAGUGUAGCGGUGACUUUAGCACAUAUGUUACCAUACAAGCUGAUAUCUUAGUCCAUGCGUAGAGCUGAAUUACUGUUGAGAAUUACCGUGUGUAGGAAAUUUUGUGUAUCACGAUUUAUGAUAUUCUUAUUAAACAUCUCAUGGUUGGGAGGUUGGGCAGAGUUACGACAGUAGAUCAGCAUGGUUGGUAGGUUGGAAAGACAUUGAUUUCUGCAUUAAGGCUGGGAGGUUGGGCAGAAUUUAGACAAUGAGUCAUCAUGGUUGGGAGGUUGGGCAGAGUUACGACAGUAGAUCAGCAUGGUUGGUAGGUUGGAAAGACAUUGAUUUCUGCAUUAAGGCUGGGAGGUUGGGCAGAAUUUAGACAGUCAUUCAUCAUGGUUGGGAGGUUGGGAGAGAUAUUGAAUUAU